This is a messenger RNA of Hyaloscypha bicolor E, 1497 nucleotides long. RefSeq names its product putative Serine/threonine-protein kinase ksp1. Lineage: Eukaryota; Fungi; Ascomycota; Leotiomycetes; Helotiales; Hyaloscyphaceae. Gene Ontology annotation, biological process: autophagosome organization; peptidyl-serine phosphorylation; autophagy. The record is from RefSeq and is a predicted model, not a curated record. The transcript has a single exon. The annotation marks the transcript as partial. Gene Ontology annotation, molecular function: ATP binding; protein serine/threonine kinase activity. Gene Ontology annotation, cellular component: autophagosome; cytoplasm.
AUGGAAUGCUUAAGGGAAAAGUUCUACGAUAGAGUUGUGCUCGAUGGACGUUUUGAGACAGUUGCUCCCCUCAAUCAUGGAUCGUUUGGUAUGGUCUUUAUGGCCAAGGACCUGACAACAAAUGAAUUUGUUGCUAUCAAGUGCUUGACAAAGAAGUCCGCAACCACGGACUCAGACUGCUCCUUUGCUGUUGAUGAGCGUUCUGAAGAACUCGCCUGCCAUGCCCGCCUCGGUUCGCACGCCAACAUAGUCAAUCUGAUUCACUCCUUCGAGACAGAUGCACACAUCUACAUCGUCCUCGAGUUUUGCUCGCGGGGGGACUUGUAUGAAGCCAUUCGAACUGGAACUGGACCGUUGGAGACCGAACAUGUCCGCCAAUUUAUGCUCCAGCUUGUUGAUGCUGUUGCGUACAUCCACGCCAAGGGCAUGUACCACAGAGAUAUCAAACCUGAGAACAUCUUCCUGACUCAAUCGGGAGAGAUGAAGCUAGGUGAUUUCGGUCUUGCUACCACGGAGACUUGGACCUACGAGACUACUGUUGGUAGUGACCGUUACAUGUCUCCGGAACAAUACGACUCUGCAGGUGCCGGCUAUGCACCCGAAAAGGCCGAUAUCUGGGCCAUUGGUAUCUGCUUGCUCAACAUUCUCUUCUCUCGAAACCCGUUCACAACUCCCACCGAGUCGGAUCCCUUGUUCUUGGAUUUCUCUCGAGACAAGCAAUCACUCUUCGAUGUCUUCCCGACAAUGUCCCAAGACACGUAUGAAGUUAUUGCCCAAUGCAUGAGUUUGGAUCCACGCAAACGAUCCCUCCAAGCUGCUCGUGAGGCCCUCGAGCGUGUUGUCAGUUUCACCACAUUCGACGAGUCGUUGGACGAUUUCUGCUCUGCCGAGAGACGAGGCAUCGCCAGUGCCAACCGGGAGCCACUCCGAACACCCUCGAUUCAGAGCCCGCAAAUGGACACUGGCUCUUUCCCAUGGGCCAAGGCCUUACAUGCUAGCCCACCUCAACAGUUCCGACAACUUUCUGCCAUCCUCGACGACGAGAGCUACGAGUCUGAAGAUCUCUUCCCCAGCUCGGAAGAAAGCAACAAGGACUGGUUCUCAGUGGGUCAACAAACUCCCUCUAUGGCAUCGAUCCUGGACUCUUCUCUCGCUUCCAUGCGAUCCCUUGCCAUCCGACGACCAUUCAAGACCAGUCCGCCCAAGGCAAGCCUCACUCCCAUCUCCGGCUCGUUGCCAAUCAAUAUGUCGAAGCCAAAGCCGCUACCAUCAAUGGCAUCAAUUUUCGGCAAGAAGACCGAGGUCGUCUCGAAGAGUUGGAGUGAUCUGUGGGAUGAGGACAUUGAAGAGGAGGAGGAGGAGGCCGAGAAACAGCUUAAAGCACGACAGAUGCAAAACGCGAGGACCUGGAGUCAUGAGAGCAAGAAUGAAGAUGAUACGAUCCGUCAAGGAGGACCUUUGGAGCCCAAGAGCUCAUCACUUGUAAAUAUUGCGAAG